UGCUCGUGCUUAGGACCAUCACGUGACGGUGAGAUGCGAGUGCAUGCGACGAGGCUGUUUCAGAGGCUGAAGCUAAACAGCGCUUUGGUUGAAGAGAGUUAUUAGCGGAGGAGACCGAAGCAGGCAGCUAGCUGUAGACUCGGAGAGAGAGCGCGAGUACAGUUCCAGUGGCAAUCGCCAGCGGUUUGCGGAACACUCAGCUGUAUAUCCCAGCGUCAACCACGGCACAGAGGAAGAGGAAGCGCGAGUGUUAACGAGCGGGGGAGAGAGGGGCAAGGGGCAAGGACUGGAGCAGGGGAGCUCCACGGGUGGAGGUGGCUUACUGGAAGUAGGAGUGUUUGCAAUAGAAGGGGGCAGCGACGUCAGCCCGAGAGCAUUAGGGCAGCAGACGUUUCGAGGGCGGUGGAGUGUGCCGCCUGUGUCCUUUUCCCCUACAUCCGUAGCACUGUCAAGGGAACAGCCAUCGACACGGAGGGCAGUAACCCCGCGACAAAGCCAAGGCAGCGGCCCCGAUAACUAGAGAUACUACUAUCAGAGGCUCACUAUCAGGAAAGGAGGAAGGAAAGCGACUAGGGUGUGGGCUGCUUAAGUUUUGUGCACUUUUUACCAUUUUUUUGUAAUUGCAUUUUACUGUUGGUCCGGUUUUACUGUCAUUUGUUUUGGAAUAUGGUUGGGGAAAUGGAAACGAAGGAGAAGCCGAAACCGACCCCAGACUAUCUGAUGCAGCUGAUGAAUGACAAGAAGCUGAUGAGCAGCCUACCCAACUUCUGUGGGAUCUUCAACCAUCUCGAAAGGCUUCUAGAUGAAGAAAUCAGUAGAGUACGGAAGGACAUGUAUAAUGACACAUUAAAUGGCAGUACAGAAAAGAGAAGUGCUGAAUUGCCAGACGCAGCAGGACCUAUUGUACAGCUGCAAGAAAAACUAUAUGUGCCUGUAAAAGAAUAUCCAGAUUUUAAUUUUGUUGGAAGAAUCCUUGGUCCUAGAGGGUUAACGGCUAAACAGCUGGAAGCAGAGACGGGAUGUAAAAUAAUGGUUCGAGGAAAGGGUUCAAUGCGGGAUAAAAAGAAGGAAGAACAGAAUAGAGGCAAGCCCAACUGGGAGCACCUAAAUGAAGAUCUUCAUGUAUUAAUCACUGUGGAAGAUGCCCAGAACAGGGCAGAAAUAAAGCUGAAGCGAGCUGUCGAGGAAGUAAAAAAGUUGCUAGUACCUGCAGCAGAAGGUGAAGACAGCCUUAAGAAGAUGCAGCUGAUGGAGUUAGCGAUUCUCAAUGGCACCUACAGAGAUGCCAACAUUAAGUCACCCGCCCUUGCCUUUUCUCUUGCAGCAACAGCCCAGACUCCACGGAUUAUUACAGGGCCUGCACCUGUUCUCCCUCCAACUGCCCUUCGUACUCCUACACCAGCUGGCCCUACACUGAUGCCUUUGAUCAGACAAAUUCAGACUACUGUCAUGCCAAAUGGAACACCACAUCCAACUGCUACAAUAGUUCCUUCUGCACCAGAGACCGGUAUAAUCUACACACCUUAUGAAUACCCAUAUACACUGGCACCAGCUACAUCUAUCCUGGAGUAUCCAAUUGAACCUGCUGGCGUGUUAGGUAUGGCUUUCCCAACGAAAGGAUAAGAAAUCAAGGACGAGCUUAAACGAACCCUCAUCAGAUCUGAAUUUUAACAAAUGCUUAGUUUCACAGCAGCCUUGAGCAAAAUGGGUUUAACCUAGCAGUCAGUGACUUGCUUGUACUUGAAAAACACACAAGCCUGCUGACCGCUGAAAUGUAGUAUGCUAUGCCUUACAUGCAAGGACGCCAAGUGUACAGCAUUUUGCUGACUGCUAAGAACUUGUUAAUUACUCUUUGCUUUACUAAUCACCUAAGUCAUUGCAGUCUGCGCUUAGUAUCUUAGAUGCUUAAAUAUUCUUAAAUCUACGUGCUUUGUGUACUGCUUUCAACAGUUUCAAAAUGGUAGAAACUGGAACUGGUCUUAGAGUGGACCAGCGAUUUUUCAGUAUUAUGUAAUAUUUAAAAAAAAUUAAAAUGGCAUUAAUAAAAAAUAGUCCUGCUGCAAUGCAAGAAAGGCACUUCAGUGAUUAUGUGAAUAGUAAAGCUCUAACUAGGCUUGGGGAUCUUAAAGUUGAUGAACACUUGUUUGCUCAAGAUCGCAAACAGACUGCUUCAGCAAGUUAAGACCCAAGUAUGACUGAAUAAAUGCAAUAUUUAACUGCUUAUAUAACUUCAUAUAUAAAGGUCAAGACUUUAGACUACUGUGCCUUAACUUGUUAAUAAUUUUUAUAAUGAAAAUGCUUUUUUAGUAACUGUUAAUGUAACUUCAGUUUUGAUAUAAAAACUCCAUUCUUAAUGUUGAAUUAUGAUGGUUGCAUAUUAAUUCCUAAGUAAAAUUUCUAACUUUUGUCUCUGGCAAUUGUAAUUUAACUAGGUGCGGUGGCUACUAAGGUUCGAAGGCACGAUAUGCGUGUCCAUCCUUACCAAAGGAUUGUGACCGCAGACCGAGGUUAGUUUAGUUCUGCAGUUCUUGUGUUAAGAGGUGCACUUUUUUUUGGAAAUGGCUCUUUGCAACACUUUAUCUGGUUUACCAAGAGAACAUUUGCAUAUUCCUUCUGACUGUGACAACAAUAGUAAUUCUGAGCAGCACACUUGUAUAUAAAUAGGUUUAUCAAAGAAAUUAAGAAAUGACCUUUGAAAAAGUUGUACAUACCUAGAAAAAUGUUAAAAGUGUAUCCAUUUCAGCCGUGGUGUCAGUAUGAAACUAUAACAUUUGUGACCGGCAUUCUUUAUUACUGGUAGUUUAGUUUAUAUGGUCUUCCUUAUUUCCAUCUCCAUUAAGUUAUUGGUAGCUGAACUACAGUGUUAAUGUUGCCUGAAUUAGCAGUAUUAUUUAAUGUAGUGCAGAUGAAUCAGAACAGUGUUGCAAAGAGUGCUUGAAUAACUGGUUGAUGUGUGAAUUCCUCGAGGAAGUAAAGAACUGAGUGCCUCCAGUGCCAGGCAUAAAAGAAAUUAAAGAUUUGGUUUCCAUUUUCUUUUUUAAACACCCAGCAUAAUUUGCUGUGUGCAUUUAACUGAAUUUCAUUCUAGGGGAAACUACCUAUUUCUGUAUUGUUUUUUUUUUUUUUUUUGCACCAAGUAGUUUUUGUAGCUGCAGAGCUGCUAUGACAAAACAUUUCCUGCGUGUCCCACACUGCCUGAUAAAUAUUGACUGGAAACCAGAUCUUUGUUUUUCUCUGGCCAGCCUAGACUGCCACCUCAUUGUGCCCUUAGAUCCUUGGAGACAGAAAUCUUGUACUUUCUCUUAAAAAAAUGAGAGAGAGAGAGAGAGCAAGAGAUGUAUAAUUAAAGGGUUUUGCAUCUUGUUUUUCUGGAACUGGCUUUGUAUAUGGGACAGUAUUACUGCGUGAAAGCAAGGUGCCGGACUCUCAAUUUAAAAAUAGAGUUGGAAAUUUGCUGUGAAAUAUUCAAAUGGCUUGAGAUUAUAAAACAUCGUAGAUUGUUUAUGUAAUCUAUAAACCCCACAGUUAUGAUGCUAUAGUGUGAUGUGGAACAUAGGAUAUUUUGUCUAGGUUGUGGAAUGGCAUAUUCAUUGAGAUGGACCACCUUUAAAAAUGGCUUACUCCAAAGUUUUUCCUGGAAUCCUAAUCUAUCAUUGUGUAGAGCCCCCAACUACUGUAGGACUAAUGUAAUUUGGGUCCAGUAUUUUAGAUUAUGAAAUUUAUUGCUAACAGAACUACAAUUUAAAAAAAUAUAAGUUAAUUAAUGUGAUGCAGGUAAACAUAAAAGUGUAUGCAGUUUAUUAUUUAUGGAAUUCUUUCCCAGAGGAUCUGCAGAAUACUUUAUUUGAAAGCUGUUAAUGUGGUUCCUGACUAUUUCAACACUACAGAUGUUUAGCAGUACAUUUACUAAGUAUAAAGAAACUUGAUUUAGAGCCAAGAGGUCAUUCUGGGAGGUAUUCAUAUAAAAGUUACAUGUAGGGGACACUUAUGUGGCAUGUGUUUUACAUGAAACUUGUUUUUGAGAAGGCUCUUGUAAGAUUAUUAAGUUGCAUGCUGCUGUCUCCUCAUUUAUAAGGGCUGGGUUCAUAUCUGCCUUUGUAUGCUCUUUAGUUACAGUUUACAUAUUUUUUGUUGUACUUUUGUGGGAUUUCUGUGACAAUAGUUUCCUCCCACAUCCAAAAUAAUUGCUGCUUAGGUUGUUUAAAUGUUGUAAUAAAAUAGUAAAGAAUUGUCCAUAGAUUUGUAUUGUGGCUAUAGUGAGCUUUUGGUUUAGUGGGACAAAUUUAAUUAAAAUAUAAUAAGUAAAUACAAUUAAUUAGUAGCAUAUGUAGCCUGAACUUUAACAGAACUUACUGUUUGCCUGUAGGCCUAGAUUUGACAUAAGGUGCACUCUGCUUUGGGCAAUUCUUGGGAUUUCCACAGUACAGUUGUGACAUUUCUCUAGCUCCUUUUCUUGAAAAUGUGUGCAUUUCCUGCAGGCACGCAUGGUAUCACAUGCUGGACUAGGAAGCCAUGUUCCGCCACUGGUAGUGUCAGGUCUCAGACCCAGCCUAGUUUUGUAGUGCUCCCUCACUGGAUGCCAGAAAUCCCGAAAACCAGCUUUCCUGCCAUUGACAGAUCAUAAGCCGCAACACACAAAAUAGUGUAUAUUCUACCUGGGAAAGGCACAGGACAUGAACCAGCCUUACAAGUGCAAAAUCAUCAGACCUGUCAAACACAGGAGAUGAAGACCUUCAUCACAGACAAGAAGAUGGCAGCUCUGGUGAGUGACCAGGGCGGGGAGUGAAAGGAGGGUGUUAUAUGUAGUCUUGUGUCACUGUUUUACUUAGAGGAGACGAUGAGGAACCAGGAGCCCAAGCAGUGGCAAAAACCCCUCCUCAUCACUUCCAUGUAUGAGGAAUGUUUCCUGUCCUUUGUGAGAUUUCAGUCAGCUCAUGUCGGUUACCAGCUAAUAAUAGGUGCAUCCCAAGUUUAUAGAAUGAGGGAGGGGCGGAUGUUUCCUGAGGUGAGGGCACUAACCAUCCUAUUUUGGAGCAUGUGAAGCUCUACCAGGCACUGCCAGCCACUCUUUCAGAACCCUUUGAGUCCUACAAAAAAGCUGGUUGCUUGAACUUAGGAUUGAUGGUUAUGUUGUUGUUACCUUCCUUCAACUUGAAGACAGUCUACUGGCAAGGUUUGUGGAAGCUACCAGUUUCUGUUGUCAUUUGGCCCCACCAGAAUGGCUGAAUUGUUACUUACACAUGCACAUUUCCAGCUGUGAUAGAAACUGUAUUAGUGGUUGUGGGGUGAGUCCCAUAGGGACUUGUCUUGCCCAGUUGCCGCACUGAAACCCAUUUACCCAAUGUUCAUUACCUAUCUGCCAUUCACUCAGCCUCAUACAUAAUGUAAGCCCAGAUUUUUCUCCUGCUGGAGUGGAACAACAGGUAGGAAGGCAUUUUUUCUUUAUUUUUUCCCCUCAAAGAGGGGAUUAUGAGAAUCCCAAGGACCCUUUGUCAGAGACAGGCAAGGAUAAUCACAUGUCUUCUGCAUAAAUCCCCUGCUUGAUGAUCAUCCCAACAGCCUUCUCAAACAGAAGACUAAGUUCACUGACUGGCCUUUUUCCUUUCUACCUUCACCCUGCAGACAACUGAAUUAGUCUCUGGAAGAGCAUGGGGAGCUCUGGGUCAUCAUGUAGAAGUAGCCUUUUUCUUAAUUAUAGCAUUUCUGCAGUCCAAAAUCAUCUGGCUUCAGUUUUUUCUGUUCCCAAGAAGAUAGAUGCUCUCCAUAAGCUCCCACUGAGGAGGAGUGUCAUCAACUAUCAUGGUCAGACAGAUUCCUGUAUGUUUUCCUUGGUUCAGCAUAAGUUCUAGACUAUAGGACCCUUGUUACUUUGACAUUAGAUAAGUUUUCAAAAGCUUUACACAGUAUUGCAGGAGGGUGUUCUCUCUCACAGAAAGUAAUUGGUCUUCUAACCAUUUGACUCAUCCGGGUCUAUAUUAGAAUCUCGACCGCUAACCUUGUUGAAUGCCGAAAUGUUGACAGCUAAAUGGCGAAAGCUUAAAAUCGCGAACGGCCAUUUACGCAAAUGUUUUCAUUGGGAAAACAUUUGCUUGGCCAUUGCAAAUAGAAAUAAAUUCCAAACCCUAACAAAGUGGGGGUGUUUCACCCCCCCUACACCCCCCCUAACUAAAUAUACCAGCUCCGAGAUUGCUCUACAUUGGGGAAAGGGCAAAUUCCCGAUAACGGCCAAGCAAAUUCUUUCCCGGUGAAAGAAAUUGUGUAAGUGGCCGUUCUCCAUUUUAAGCUUUCUCCAUUUAGCUGUCGACGUUUUGGCGUUCAACAAGCUAAGCGGUCGAGCUUAUAAUAAUAGACCCACUCAUCCCACUUCCAUUUCUUCCAUACAGACUAGUUGCUGGAAUGGCUAGAAGAGCUCCUGAAAUAUGGGGACAAGGAGACUGUAGAAAUGUCCCUUAUGAUAGUUUCCUGAAAUAGUUUACUGAGGCGUUUGCUGUGGCAUUGACUGUCCUGAUGUUAUAGCAAGAUAAAUAGGUUCAUGAAUGUAUGUGCAAGUUAGAGUGGGUUAGCCUGUCCUCCCUUAUGGUUGAGCUUAGGUAACCCAUUCUUGUUACCUGUUUUACAGGUUGAAGUUUUCUUCAGGGGAGUUUCUUAGGACCAGGAUGAACACCUUGAAAAGAAGAAACCGGUAUUGAACACUUUGUGAUGGCAACCAUUGGGAUUUCUGAGACCUAGAAUGCCAUGUCCUGGGUUGUGGAGACUGACUGAAAAUCCAGACUUGUAUAGACUAAGCCCAAAAUUGCCCUUUCUUAGAGUGCUUUCUUUUUUCCAAGGUAUGGAGGUCUUUGAGUUGAUAUGUAUUGGUUUAGGUGGGUGCAGAGGGUCUUGACCCCCUGCCAAAAACACAGGUUGGAGGAGAAGAGCAAUGUCAGAUACUUGCUCUUCUCCUCUAUUUUCGCUCCUCACCUCCCCCGCAUUUUAGGACUCUGCAUUAUGAGUACUGAUAUGUCAGUAGGGGAGCCCUUUGUGAUGCCUCACUUUGUCAUUUUCUUCUAGGACUACCCAAUGUCCUAAGAUGAAGAAACCCUGCCAUAGAGUGAGGGGAGCUGUCAAGCAAAGGGAAAAAUUUACUGCACGGCACCACUCAGUCUGUCACAGGAGGAUGACCUUAAUGGCACUGCCAACUCGAUUCUGACUACUACACAAGAAUAUCAUCAGGGGAGGUGGUGUCUUGUCCCCCUUUGGAGAAUCACCAGGAAAUGCUGUAUGUGGUUGUGAUUGGCCACAAAAUCCUCUCUCAGAAACUGCUGUAUACAGUGACCCAGAGUUUUUGUUGUAGUCUGGGAAAAUGGCUAAACUAUUCUUUCCUUUGGAGAAAGGCAAAGAUUUAUGCUCCAUCCUUUUCCUGUUCAAAAGGGGAUGGAAGGUUUCUUUCCCAUCCUGGACAUCGUUUUAUUUAGCACAUCUGGUACAUCAAGUUCUGGAUAGAAAUCCUCCAGGGUUAUGAUGUAUUUUGGAUGUUGUCACUGGACAUGCUGGAUGGUGUCUUUCACAUUGUAGACUGUGAUGUGCAUAGAUUUGUUUAGUUACAUGUGGGUUGACCUCUCUUCAGUACUUUGUUGCCGUUUUGUUGCCCUUCUCUGCCAAGAGUAUUUGCCAAACUGCUAAAAUUUAUGACAAAGAUCUUACAGGGAAAUGAAACGUUUUGUGUUAGUUUUCCUGAAAGACUUGUUCCAGAUGUCUGUCAGUGGAUUCCACCACAGCUGCACAUGUUUAGUCCUUCAGGUAAAAGCCCCUGAUAAGGAGCCACCUUAAACUGUCUGGUAUCAAAUUAGGUGACUGCAAUUACUGGAGAAAUGUUGGAUAGUUCAUUGUCUGCCAUUCCUGUCUUCACUGAAAACCUCAUGGAAGUUCCAAGCUCAGAAUGUCUUACACCCACUGGACAUUAAAGCUACCAUACUCUUCCCAGUUGAAUUUGGACCCCAGAAAAUUUGUGUGCUGCUUUGGCUUGUGAGGUAUUAGUGACCUAGAGUGCCCUCUUGGACUGUUUUAGUGUCGCAGGCUGUAGAGUGUUGCGUGAUUCUCAUCAGUUUCACUGUGGGUCUGCCCUUCUUACAGUCAAACCCUGUAGAUGGAUGCUUUUUAGGUAGGUUGAGAAGAUUACUUGGGAUUCUCUUUUGUGCAUUGAAACUGUAGUCCCUAGAAUAAGGAGUUUUGUGUAAAAUAAAUACAAUUAAAGGCAUUGUUUUGACACCAUGGGGCCUGCUUCUAUUCAACAUCUAGGUUGUAGUUCCUUCUAUGACCAAAUACUGAUACAUGCCUAUACCCUUAUGCAUUUAGUCUUUGUGGUUGUGGUUACGAGACAUAGACAUGGUUAUCUGUGUUACAUAUCUUGUUAUCCUGGUGAAGUAAAAGAGCUGGGAGGUAUGUUUAGUCACAGCUGCAGACUUUUGCUGAAGCUGACAAUAAAAAGCGGUUAUCUGAUCAGAUUCUUCUAACAGGAGUGUAUAUUUGUUCUGCAUUACUCCUGUUCUACCCAGUCCAACAGAGCAAGCAGAAAUCCAUGAUAAUUACAUUUUCCCUGCAAUGGUAGAGACUGCUUCUGUAAGAAAUCCCACAUUUCCGUAUUAUUCUGUUUUAUAGCAAAACUUGAAGAAGGAAUUUCAAAUUUCUCAUUGUUUCAUUCCCCAUGCUGAUUCAGUAUGGUGUCGUUUCAUGUUUUUAGGUCCCUUGCAGAAUGAGAAACUGCUCCAGUGCAAGCUAGGGAGGUUUCCUAUCCCAGGCCUCAUCUGGUCCUUUAGAAUCUCAGCUUCCUUCAAACAUACUGCUGUUAGUCAUAGGGGAUGAUUAAUAGGAAGCUUUUAGCUCUUCAGAUGUGUAUUAUUAUUCUAAGUUUAAGAGGUUCUACAUUUAGGUGGAGGCAUACCAGUAUUUCACAUUUUCAGGUUACUUUGUGUUCUGGGUGCAUGUUUGGGCAUCUCUAAACAUCCCAGGCUUGAGAUGUGUUAGACUAUGGUCAUGUAUAACUACUGGUUAAGCAGGUAUUUAAGGGUUUUUUUCUACAGCUUUGCCUGACUUUGACCACUCCAGCUCCAUCUUGGGAUUUGGACUUCAUGAUUGGCUUGCCCAUCUUCAUUUCAAACUGCUUUGUUUAGCAGCUGUGCAGUUCAUUUCUUGAAAUGUACUGUUCUCGAUACACGAUUGUGGUGGCUAUUCACUUGUCAUGGAAAAUAAAAUGACACGUGCAAAUCAAAGGUAACAGAUGCAAAGUCCUCCUCAGUAUGCAUUUAAUGUGUUUUGUUGCAGUUUUAGUGGAGCUGCAGUGUUGCCUUUAAAAAGCCUGUUCCAGGAAACCAAUAUGUAAAUUGUCGCUGUUAGUAUCUCACUAAUGUGAAGUAAUGUACAAGUGACUUGCUCACGGGACCUAAGGGACUUUUUUAAGCUAGUAUUUUCAUAUCGAAGGACUAUUGUUCUAGAUAUUUUUUUCUUUUCGUUAUUUUUAUUACUGUUACUUUUUGCACAUGAUUAGAUGUUGUAAACCUGCAUUUAAAGGAAGAGGAAACGAACCUCAAUCCCCUGACAUAUGUAAAUCUGCAAUACUUGUUACUAAGCAUUCAAGAUUGAUGAAGGGUUGAAAUGUGAGUGUCUCCAUGAUACUAAGAACAUUUCCUUUUGCCCCUUUUGCUACAUAGUAUACAAACGAUGCCUGUUGUGGGCAGGUGGACUGACUGAGUUAAUUGUAAUCAACUGUAAAUGGUGUUGCACGCUGACAAAACCUGUGUGUACUGUGGAAGGCCAGGGACGGGACAGAGGAUUUGCUGCAGGUGUAUAGCUUAAUCAAAAAGUUGGCACACUUUAUUGAUCUGUAUACUUGACUCGGUGCAUCUAACAGAAUUUUUGCGGUGAAACGUUUCCUUUAAGACGUCCAUCUUUUGGUGCCAAGGUGUUUUAUUCUUGAUUUUAUUCUUGAGCCUUAUGGGUUAGGUCAUGAAUUUCUUUAGCAUCAUUUUUUUUUUUUUUUGCUUAAUUUAACUACAUUUCUGAACUUUUUCAACUUUUGAUUACCUCUUAUUAUUUAAAGCACUUUUGAAGUACUACAUGAACUGCACAUUUUUAAAAGUUUAAGCAAAUCUGUCUUUUCAGUUUUCUCUGUGUAAUAUGUUGUCACUUUCAGAAAUGAUUGGAUACUGUAUGUGAUGUGACUGUCUCAUGUAUACAGGUCACUAAAGGCAUGUCAUCAGUAAACUUUACACCUACUGGAUUUCACUUUUUUAAUGAAAUGGCACAAACCUGACUUUGCACUGAUAUACCUAUCUCACUUUUCAUAUCCUCUGCCUCAGCCAGAAUGGCAGCAGUACAAUAGUUUUGAAACCUCAGAAUUUAUUCAGUAUCAUUAAGCUGGUGAACAAGAGUCUUAAUGUUGUACUACUGUUAAGUGGACCAAGUUGGAUGAAGGGGAAUGCGAGAGGCAGAGAGGAGGAGAAAGAAACCGAUACGAGCCACUUUGGCUACUGAUUAACUGGGCAUGAGGACUUUCCACUUGAGAUUUAUUAUUUUUUAAGUUUUACUGUAAUCAUUUUUGUUUUGCAAAGGAAAAUAGUAUUUACAAAUGGCUUCUUUUAAAAAAGUUAUAAAAAUAUAAAGCAGGAAUGUAUAUGAAAUGUCAGAUUUUAUUGUAUUUGCAAAGUAUUAGCAUUGAAAUUUUACAGAGGGCUGUUUGUAGUUUAAAAAUAUGCCUUAUUAGCAUCAUUUAGAAGUUUUCUCUAUAUUUUUGGAUGUACUUAGGGCUUUACAAAUGUAGAUUAUAAAAUGGCAGGACUUUUACAGUGUUUACAUGCAAAUGCAUUUUAUAUUUGUCCUAAAAGUGUAAAAUAGUCUUUUUGACUGGAAUAUAACUGGCAAAAGUGAUAGGCUGAGCCGCAUUCUGGUUCGUACAAUGAUGCCUACACUGCUAGACCUACCGUUUAGUAUUGCUUUGUAUUAUGAGGCUAAGAUUUUCCAUGUUAUUGUAAAUAGAAUAAAUGAAAAGCAAUAAACAUUUAUUGAACAAAA
This is a messenger RNA of Protopterus annectens (West African lungfish), 11046 nucleotides long. RefSeq names its product QKI, KH domain containing RNA binding (gene QKI). NCBI's taxonomy places the organism in Eukaryota, Metazoa, Chordata, Ceratodontiformes, Protopteridae. Bases 667 to 1623 code for a protein of 318 amino acids. Gene Ontology annotation, biological process: regulation of mRNA splicing, via spliceosome. Gene Ontology annotation, molecular function: mRNA binding. Gene Ontology annotation, cellular component: nucleus. The transcript is spliced from 7 exons. The record is from RefSeq and is a predicted model, not a curated record.